AAAUAAAUAACCAAACACAAAAGGAUUUUGAUCUUGACCACUUGCUUAGGAGACAGUGUGAAAAACAAUGGAUUUGAGUGAAUUGAGAAAAGUGGUUGAAGAGGUGGAACUUGUGGAUGGUCAUGCUCACAACAUAGUUUCUUUUCAUUCAAACUUGCCUUUUAUUCAUGCCUUUUCUGAAGCACAAGGUGAUGAUGCUCUUGCUUCUUCACAACACUCUCUUUCUUUUAAGAGAAAUCUAAGGGAUUUAUCUGAGCUUUAUGGAUGUGAGUUAUCUUUGCAAAGCGUUGAAGAACACCGAAGAGUGUCCGGAUUGCAAUUCGUGUGUUCGACAUGUUUCAAAGCUGCAGGAAUCUCUGCUAUACUUAUGGAUGAUGGUUUAGCAUUGGACAAAAAGCAUGAUAUAGAAUGGCAUAAGAGUUUUACUCCUUUUGUUGGUAGAAUCUUAAGAAUUGAAAGGGUUGCUGAAGAAAUCCUUGAUCAAGAUUUGCCUGAUGGAUCUUUCUGGACGCUGGAUUCAUUCACUAAAGCAUUUGUCUCAAAGUUGAAAUCAGUUGCUGGUGAGAUAUUUGGUUUGAAAAGCAUAGCUGCAUACCGUGGUGGCUUAGAAAUCAAUAUAAAUGUUGCUACAAAUGAUGCUCAGGAGGGUCUCAGACAAGUGUUACUUGCUGGCAAGCCCAUCCGUAUCGCAAACAAAAAUCUUAUCGACUACAUCUUCUUGCAAAGUUUGGAAGUUGCUCAAUCCUAUGACUUACCAAUGCAGAUACACACAGGCUUUGGAGACAAAGAUUUGGAUAUGCGACUGUCGAAUCCUCUUCAUCUCCGUUCAGUUUUUGAGGACAAGAGAUAUUCGAAUUCUCGGAUUGUUCUUUUACAUGCAUCCUAUCCAUUCUCAAAGGAAGCAUCAUAUCUAGCAUCUGUGUACCCUCAGGUUUACCUUGAUUUUGGGUUGGCAAUUCCAAAGCUAAGUGUACAUGGAAUGAUUUCAUCACUUAAAGAGCUUUUAGAGCUGGCUCCAAUAAAUAAGGUGAUGUUUAGUACCGAUGGCUAUGCAUUUCCCGAAACCUUCUACUUAGGUGCAAAGAAGUCUCGUGAAGUUGUUUACUCCGUUUUGCGUGAUUCAUGCAUCGAUGGCGAUCUCUCUAUACCUGAGGCUGUGGAAGCUGCAAAAGACAUCUUUGCAAGAAAUGCAAUCAAUUUCUAUAAGAUUAGUUUAGCUACCAAUGCUGUUAGUUCACAUAAUAAUUUGCCCUUAAAGUUGAACGAUGAAUUAGAGACCGAUGUUUCAUUUGUUCGUAUAUUAUGGGUUGAUAAUUCAGGACAGCACAGAUGCCGCGUUGUUCCUAGAAAGCGUUUCGAUGAUGUUGUUACGAAGAACGGUGUCGGUUUAGCAUUUGUUUGUAUGGUAAUGACUUCUUUUCUGGAUGGAUCUCCAGAAGGGUCUGGUUUAGGUUCGGUCGGUGAAUCAAGAUUAACGCCUGAUUUGUCUACUAGAAGGAGAAUUCCUUGGAGCAAGCAAGAUGAAAUAGUUUUAGCUGAUCUGAAUCUUAAACCUGGUCAACCAUGGGAAUAUUGCCCAAGAGAAGUCUUAAGAAGAGUUACCAAAAUUCUGAAAGAUGAAUUUGACUUGGUAAUGAAUGCAGGAUUUGAGAAUGAGUUUUUUCUCUUGAAGAGCAUAACAAGGGAAGGGAAAGAAGAAUGGAAACCAAUUGACACAAGUCCUUACUGCUCCUCAUCAGCAUUUGAUGCUGUUUCUCCGAUACUUCGCGAAGCUGCUUCUGCUUUACAUUCUUUGGGCAUACCAGUAGAACAGAUACAUGCAGAAGCUGGAAAAGGUCAAUUUGAGCUAGUUUUGGGACAUACCAUUUGUACUAAAGCUGCAGACAACUUAGUUUACACACGUGAAACUAUUAGGGCCAUUGCUAGAAAACAUGGCUUGCUUGCAACUUUUAUUCCAAAGUAUGCAUUAGAUGAUAUGGGUUCAGGAUGUCAUGUGCAUCUAAGCUUGUGGCAGAAUGGCCAAAAUGUAUUUAUGGCAUCUGAUGGAUCAUCAAAGUAUGGAAUAUCAACUUUGGGAAAAGAAUUUAUGGCUGGAGUUCUUUAUCAUCUUCCUUCAAUUUUGCCAUUUCUAGCACCACUUCCUAUCAGUUAUAAUCGGUUACAACCUCACACAUGGAGUGGUGCAUAUAAAUUCUGGGGAAAUGAAAAUAAAGAAGCUCCGAUGCGUGCUACAUCGCCGCCAGGAACCCCCGGUGGCCUAGCAAGCAAUUUUGAGCUUAAAUCAUUUGAUGGUUCUGCAAACCCAUACUUAGGAUUAGCUGCUAUAAUUGCUGCCGGCAUUGAUGGUCUUCGUAGGCAUCUUUCUCUUCCUGAACCUGUUGAUACAGAUCCAAAUCCAGAAAACCUUGAGAGAUUGCCAACAUCACUUUCGGAAUCUUUGGAAGCUCUCGACAAGGCUGACUUCCUCGAAGAAUUUAUUGGUGAAAAAUUGUUGACUUCCAUAAAAGCGAUGCGAAAGGCUGAAAUUAAGCAUUACUCGGAGAACAAGGAUGCAUACAAGCAACUCAUACACCGUUAUUGAGGUAGUUGUCUUUUUCUCCUGUGCAAGAUUGGUUUAUCAGAGUAUUGAUUUAGAUUCUGGAGAAUCUUCUACAUUAGCAAUUGUAAGGUGUUGUUUGUGGUUCUUGUUAAAUAACGGAAUUUUUUUUUUUUGUUAAAAUAAAUAGUUUAAUUUCUAUGUAAUAAAAAGUGUUCAUCACAAUCAAUGAAAAUCAAUCAUGUUUAUGACUUUAGAUUUGAUUAAA
Messenger RNA from Cicer arietinum (chickpea), 2804 nucleotides. The record is from RefSeq and is a predicted model, not a curated record. NCBI's taxonomy places the organism in Eukaryota, Viridiplantae, Streptophyta, Magnoliopsida, Fabales, Fabaceae.